Messenger RNA from Microthlaspi erraticum, 2364 nucleotides. Lineage: Eukaryota; Viridiplantae; Streptophyta; Magnoliopsida; Brassicales; Brassicaceae. The record is from the annotation of a GenBank genome assembly.
AUGCGAACUCGAUCGAGUCGGUCAACUGAAGACUUGGUCGAGCUAGACAUUACAACGGGUAGAAAGAGGGUUCAGAGGUCACAGAGGGUACAAGAGGAACCUGAGGUGCUUGUUGCUGAUACAAUGGAUGUACCAGAGGGGAAUGGAAACCCUUUGGGCAAUGGACUCGGUCGAGCUAGGCAAACUCGACCGAUUGGUCAAGGAGAUGCUCCAAACCGCCACCAACAGAGACAAGGGAUUGUUCCACCACCAGUGCAGAACCACAACUUUGAGAUCAAGCUGGGAAUGAUCAACCUUGUCCAGAACAAGAUGUUCCAUGGAUUGCCAAGUGAAGACCCCAUUGACCACCUUGAUGAGUUUGAUAGGCUUUGUGAUUUGACAAAGAUCAAUGGUGUCUCUGAAGAUGCCAUCAAGCUGAGACUCUUUCCUAUGUCUCUAGCUGACAAAGCUCACCAAUGGGAGAAGAGCUUGCCCCAUGGCACAAUCACCACUUGGGAUGAAUGCAAGAAGGCCUUUCUUGCUAAGUUUUUCUCCACCGGUCGCACAGCCAAGCUUAGAGGAGAGAUAUCCAGCUUCAUCCAGCGAAACAAUGAGACAUUCGCAGAGGCUUGGGAGAGGUAUAGGGAGAUGCUAGACACAGCUAGCAAUGGGAACUUCCUCAACCAGGAUGUAGAUGAUGGCUGGCAACUUGUGGAGAACAUAGCUAACUCAAAUGGAAGCUAUGGAGAAGAGUAUGAUCGCACCAACCGGAGCUCGACCCACCACUCGAUCGAGUCAGACGAAAAGUUGAGAAAAGAUGUUAAGGCAUUGAAUGAGAAGUUGGAUAAGCUGAUCCUAGCUCAGUCCACAAUGAAGAAAGUCAACUUUGUGUCUGCUGAGGAGAUGGAACCAGUCCAAGAAGGGGAGGAUACACAAUUUGCUGAGGUGUGCUACAUGAGCAAUGGGCAAGGAGGUUACAACAAAGGAUACUAUAACUACAAGUCCAACCCUGCCAUGUCAUACCGCAACACUGAUGUUGCUAACCCUCAGGACCAAGUAUAUCCUCAACAACAAGCAGCUCGAUCGAGUCAGGUGCCACAACAUGGGUAUGGUCAAAAGAACAAUUACCAAGGACCACAAGGCACUUUCCCUGGACAACAAAUGAAUAUCCCACCAGGCUUCCCCCACCAACCGCCCCAGCCUGCACCUUCACAAGAGAAUGAGCUCAAAGCAAUGCUAAAGCAACUACUUCAAGGGCAAGCUGAUGGGGUAGUGGACACAAGCAAGAAGCUAGCUGAAAUAAACUCUAAGAUCGAGAACCUCAACACAAGGGUUUACUCUCUGGAGAAUCAUGCUUCUUCUGUUGCUGCUGCUACAAAGCAAGGACAACUACCUGGUAAAGCUAUUCAGAACCCCAAGGAACAGUGCAAGGUCAUCUUCACUCAAGAAGGACUUGUUGAAGAAGAGGAUCAAGAAAGGGUCAUUGAAGAUUUUUGUUUACUGCUGAAUGAUGAAGAGAUUGUUGCUGCUGAGGCUCCUGGAGUCCAGAUUGAUCAACCAGAAGUGCAUGCACCUACUGUGGCCAUUCACACUUCACCAGUUGAGCUCGCACGACAAGCUCGAUCGGCAGCUCGAUCGAGUCCAACUCUAGCUCGAUCGAGUCCGACCUCUUCUGUCCGACAGCCUGUUUUGCUUGAUCCUUAUCAACCGGUUGCCGCUUCCUCGUCUCGCCUACUUAGUCAAGGAUGUUCUGCCAACAGUGAUAAAGUUUCAGAGGUCCUACAAGAGUCUACUCAUCAGUUCAACCUGCUUACUUCACCCACCUUCCUACCAAAGGUCAAGGAUCAAGGGAAAUUCACUCUCCCUUGCACACUUGGGCAUCUUGAGAUUGACAAUGCCUUAGUGGAUUCUGGAGCAAGCAUCAAUCUGAUCUCUCUCUCCAUGGCAGAGAAGCUAGGCAUAGCUGGAGCCUUGCAGCGCCCUACUACUUCAAUCAUGUUUGGAGAUGCAACUUCUAAGUCUCCUCUUGGAGUGUUCAAGAACUAUCACUUGAAAAUUGGAGAAUGCAUCAUCCAAACUGAUCUCACUGUGAUGGAAAUGGAAGAAGAGAAGGAUUUGCCUUUGCUAUUGGGAACCCCUUUCCUUAGUACAGUUGGCGCUUCAAUAGACUUUCACAAGCAAGAAGUGAUCCUUCACAAGGUGAAUAGUUUGGUGUCAUAUCGCUUGCAGCCUAGAGGUUCAGACUUUUGUGCCACAAUUGACAGUACCAAUCUCAGUUCUAAGAGUCAUGGAGCUACAAAGGUUGUGAAGGAAAGGGACCGUGAAAAGCCAUAUCCGAGAGGGAGCAAUCACGCACUAGCUCCUGAAAAUCUUUCAGACCUGUAG